Messenger RNA from Lactuca sativa (garden lettuce), 804 nucleotides. NCBI's taxonomy places the organism in Eukaryota, Viridiplantae, Streptophyta, Magnoliopsida, Asterales, Asteraceae. The record is from RefSeq and is a predicted model, not a curated record.
AUGGAUGGAGUAGCUGAAGGACUGUGGGAAUUAGUGGAUUUGCAUGAGAAUAAUGGCGAAAUUAUGAAAUCAGUCAAGCGUAUUGAAACCAUUUAUCAAAACACUGUAUCGUUUCUUCCUGUUAUUGAAUUCAAAACUCGGAAAUCUGUUGCAAUUAAACAUGGAACUGGUGCUAUCUCUGAUUUCUAUAGCCAAGACACUAUAAAACUUGGUGAUUUUACUAUCAAGGAACAGCAACUAAAGAUCCUCGAAUCACUUUUGUUGCAGCAAAGUUUGAUGAGAAAGAUGCCUCCAAAGAAUUCCAACAAAAAGAACAACAAUCCACCACCAUCGCCGCCACCUCCUCAGUACGAUCCUACUGUAUUCCAAGCAGCAAUUAUAGCCGUCGUGGCUGCCGCAGUGUCACAGUUUGAAAUGUAUGACGUCUUUAUUAGUAACAAAACUACUGGAUUUUGCGCCAAUGGUUGUGCAACAAUUGCUGAUUUUGGAACCUUUUUUGGCUGGUCCAACGGUAUUGAAGCGAUCACUGUAGGUCCGUCUGCUCAUUCUGGCACAAACCGAAUCAUGAAGACUAAAAAGGAGUACAACCAACUUAUGGUUGAUGUUAAAGAUGUUCCUCAAGAUGAAAAGGAUAAGUUUGUAUGCAAUAUUAAAGCGCUUAGAAUGAUCAGAUUUUCCCUACAGUCUGACACCUUUCGGUUGGUUAGCUCAUGCACAACGGCGAAAGAGGUUUGGGACAGGUUGAAAGAGCUGUAUUCUACUGAUGAGGAUCUUGAGCAUUCAAUUCAAUCUCUAUUGGUUUAA